Molecule: messenger RNA, 1809 nt
Organism: Pantherophis guttatus
Lineage: Eukaryota; Metazoa; Chordata; Lepidosauria; Squamata; Colubridae
Source: RefSeq, a predicted model, not a curated record
AUGCUUUCGAAGAUUCAGGAACACAAACUUGUAAACGAUGGCUAUAAAAAUCUGUUUUAUUGUCCCCUCACUGGAGGUGAAUACAGGAACUCUGAGAGAGAAAACCCUGUUCCCGAAGAUGCCAAAACUGAGAAACAUGAAACAUCAGAGCCUUCAGCGGAGGAGCUUAAGGACCUGGAACUGCUUAACAAAGCCUUGGAGAAAGCAUUAAGAGUCCGGUCAAAAUUCCACCAAGUGCCAUGUGAGACCAUUAAAGUCUCCGCAUCUUCAAGUAAGAAGCCGGUGAGCCAGCAGGCUGCUUUGGAACAACCUUCACGUCAUCCUAAGGACAAGGUCCCCAAGACCACCCAGAUGUCUCCCGUGAGCAGAAAGCUGGCGGCAUCCAAAAAACCCACAGCCUAUAUGUUGAAGGCUCCCUACAAAACGGAUGUGACGGUGAAAAGGCCACCGGUGAAAAUACCAGCUGGACGGAGCGCCAGAACAUCCAAAACGGCUGGGAAGAAGUUGUUGUCCCCAGCGGGGGUUGUUGCUUCUCCAAAGUUGAAACCGUGCGCCAAAACAGCAGCCAAAGACAGUCGCGAAAAGGUCAAUGUUGCUGCUGCAGAACCCGGCUUGCGAUUGGGCUGUCCCAAAGGUCCAUGUCACACAACGACACCAUCUUGGUUUGCUGAUGGAGGAGAUUUUGCAGGAAGAGGCCUUCAAGUCCCAGAGGUAGAUCCUGAUCUGGAGGCUUUAGCUGAUGGGCCGUCUCCUUCAAGAACAGACCCACCGAGAAAAGGAACAAAGCUUCCAGUUUCCACUCUUCAAAAAAAUGGGUCUUCGCUGAAACUGCCCCUUCCGUAUCAGAAAGCUUUCUCCAAGUAUUUCAGGUUGUUGGAGAAGUGCCAGGAUUUGAAAACAGCCCCCGAGGCAGCUGUCACCAAGAGCCAGUUUUUAGAGAAAUUGCAAGCAACUUUCUCCUCUCCUACGCCAGCCUUUACCCCAGCGGAGGUAAAGCAGGAGUUGGUGCAUCUACGUGACCUUCACUUGCUCAUCACUCAGCACAUGGAAGCUGAAAGCCCAGGGGCACUUGGAGAAAACCCAACCUGGGACAGAGAAUACGAAAGCCUUGUGACUUUGCAGGCCCUACAAGAGGUCGUAGAGCAACAACUCGGCAAAGUAGACCAGAUGCGAGAAGCUUUGGUGUCCCAUGAAGAGUUUGCCUCGCUCUGCAUGAAUGACAAGGAGGACAAUGACCAUGAUUCUAUGGGCUUCUGUCACUCUUCCCUUGGAGAUCAAACCUGUUCGGAUCCGGAUUUACCAGGGCCUCCCCGACUUCUUUUUUACUCCAGCUUGGAUGAGUUGAAGGAGAUGGAGGCUUUAAAACUGCAGGUGGCGAUGCUGGACCAGAAACUUCAGAUCCAGACGGCUAUGGAAACGGAACUCCUUCCCCUUCUAGAACCCGGCCGCCUUCCAGAAAGUUCUAGACCUUCGGCGAUCCGUGCUGUGUAUUCCUUGUUGUGUGAAAGCGGGGAGCAUGUUCCUGUUCUGGUGAAGGAUGAGGAACUGUCCGGCUGAGCUGACAUGAAAAUGGAUGACCAGCAGCCAUACUCAGGAAGCUGUUCCCCUUUGGCCUCCGUCCUUAAAUUCCAGCCCUUUCACGACAGGUGACGUGAAAGGGCAGGUCCCUCAGCCUCUCCACCUGCGUGCACUUGUCCAGCAAAUAAAAAAAGAUUUUGUACCUCCUCAUUAACUUUUUAAAACACACAUCCCUUCCCCAUGUACUGCUCUUCUGCCAAAACUAAGAUAAAUAGUAGCUUGGUUUAUGAA